This is a messenger RNA of Salvia miltiorrhiza (redroot sage), 1978 nucleotides long. RefSeq lists its product as uncharacterized. Lineage: Eukaryota; Viridiplantae; Streptophyta; Magnoliopsida; Lamiales; Lamiaceae. The record is from RefSeq and is a predicted model, not a curated record. The coding region runs from base 495 to 1736 and encodes 413 amino acids. Gene Ontology annotation, molecular function: S-adenosylmethionine-dependent methyltransferase activity. The transcript has 18 exons.
AAAUAAAAAAUAAGUAAAAAAUUAGAAGAAAAAGGUAACUGAGGCGAAAGAAGGAAAUGUCGUCAAUCGAAGAUGAGGAUUUGCGUCGCCGGAAACUGGAAGAGGCACUCGAAGUUAAAUCCCUCCGCCGUAUCAUUAGCGCUUAUCUCAAGUCUACUAUUUAAUAGUUUAUUUACUAUCCUAGUCAUUGAUUCAAUGAUUAAGAAUCCCAGUAAUGUAGCUUGAGUUUUUAUUGGGUUCUCAACUCAGUUAUCCAGAGGCUGCUGAGGAAGAUAUCAGAAGAUAUGAAAGAUGCUUCAGGAGGCUCCCACUUGCCCACAAGGCACUGUUGUCACACCUUCCUCUGAAGUUUCAGAAACUCAGAUGAUACAUCAAUAUGUAUUAUGAAGAAUAUCAAUGAAGGAGAAUGGAAAUAGGGAUGUACCUGUAAAGACUAAUGUUCUGUGUACUGAUUCUGGUGUUAUGUCUUGCAGGCCUUUGAUCCUCCUCUUGAUAUGAGUGUGGACAUUGACAUUUCUGAGGAUCAUGCAAUUGCAAAUGCCCCAUUUAAACAACUUUCUUCUACUGAAAUGAACCUCCGUCCUUAUCAAUCUGACUCAAAUAGCACCCUACUACAUAAUGCAAAAGUUGAUGAACUUAGCUCUGGGGAAGGUGGAGCAAAUGAGGCUCCUAAACCUGAAACUUUCAAUGAGGAGAAGAAAAUCCAAUCAUUGAGCGAAAACGUCGGGAAUUGUUCUGUAGCCUCCGAGCGUAAUGGAAUGGUAAAAAGUGGUGAUGCCAAUAGUUAUCAGAGUGUUAAAAAUUCUCCACCAUUAUUUUCUACACAUUGUUGUGAUGGACAUGCAUCAUCAUCGCCUGAUUGGUUGGAUCCAUCAUUGCAAUUUCAUGUUCCUUUGGUUGAUGUAGAUAAGGUUCGAUGCAUCAUAAGGAACAUUGUCAGAGAUUGGGCAGCUGAGGGUCAGCAGGAACGUGAUGAGUGCUAUAGACCAAUUCUUCAAGAGCUUGACCGACUUUUUCCACAUCGUUCUAGUGACAGCAGUCCUCCUGCAUGUUUAGUUCCAGGUGCUGGACUUGGGAGGUUGGCAUUAGAAAUCUCAUGUUUGGGUUUCAUAAGCCAAGGGAAUGAGUUCUCAUACUACAUGAUGAUAUGCUCCAGUUUUAUACUAAAUUACUCUCAAAUUUCUGAGGAGUGGAAAAUAUAUCCAUGGAUCCACAGUAAUUGCAAUUCACUUUCUGACAACGAUCAACUUCGCCCUGUUUCUAUUCCAGACAUUCAUCCAGCAAGUGCAGGGAUUACUGAAGGUUUCUCAAUGUGCGGAGGUGAUUUCAUCGAGGUCUAUAAUGAUCCAAGUCAAGUAGGAGCCUGGGAUGCAGUUGUGACUUGCUUCUUUCUUGAUACGGCACACAAUAUUGUGGAAUAUAUUGAGAUAAUCUCUAAAAUUCUUAAAGACGGGGGUGUGUGGAUCAAUUUGGGACCCCUGCUUUAUCAUUUUGCAGAUACGUAUAAUCAAGAAGAUGAGAUGUCAAUUGAGCUGAGCUUGGAAGAUGUAAAGAGGGUUGCCUUCCACCAUGGAUUUGAAAUGGAGAAGGACUCAACCAUUGCCACAACUUAUACAACGAAUCCAAGGUCGAUGAUGCAGAACCGAUAUUAUGCUGCAUUUUGGACAAUGCGGAAGAAACCACCGACACGCAUAAGUGUACCGGAUGUGGUGAAAAGCACUGUGCAUAAUUUGUAGUCUACCUUAGUUAAAACGUUUUAUGUUAGUAUGGUGUAAAAGCACUCUUUAUUAGAACAGAAUGUCUCUCGUGAGUUUUUACUUCCCUUGAAUCUAUUGCUGGGAUUUGAGGCUGAAUUAAUGCGGAAGCAGUUUGUUUUUUUUUUCUUUUCCAUAUUUGGUGUUUCAAAUUUACUAAUUAUUGAUUUGUAAAGGAUCAAGGUGUGAUUACUUUCAAAUGUAUCGUAGUUUGUGUUGGUGUG